UAACAAUCCUUCAUGCUGUGAACAUCAUGCAUAAACUCAUAUUCCAUGUAUGUCUAUAUUGUUGUCAUAGUUCCUGUCACCUGCUAAAGAGAUGUGCUCUGCGUGCCUGAUGCCAGUUUAUCCAGUGGAGAAAAUGGUGGCAGAUAAACUAAUCCUACAUAGUAACUGUUUCUGCUGCAAACACUGUAAUAAAAAGCUAAGCAUUUAUAAUUACUCUGCUCUUUAUGGAGAGUUCUACUGCCCAUCACAUUACCAUCAGUUAUUUAAGAAAAAGGGCAACUAUGAUGAGGGUUUUGGCCACAGACAACACAAAGACCGCUGGCUUGUUAAAACAGAGGAACCUAAACCUACUAACAAAUUCAGCUCAGCACGUAAAACAGAGCCUACAUGUGUUGAUGCAACUGUAGAUGACCCUAGAGGACCAUCAUCUCGACACAAAGAUGAUCAAUUCAAAUGUCCCGACAACACGAACAAGCUUAAAAUAAGCUGGCCACCAGAAAACAAGGGGACCCGACAUAGCCCUGUAUCACAAAAUACUUCCUCAGCCUCGAGAAGUACAACAGACUGGUCAAAUCACAAGCGUUCUGCUGCACGAAGCUCCAGAAAUGCUCUUGAAAAGAAAAGGUUUCAUUCUGGGCUGGAUGAAAUGGACAAAUCAGUUCAGCUGUCGCCUCGGGCUUAUGAGAAGACAAACACAUACGCCUCUCCCUUCACAAUAAAAAGUGCACCACAUUCAGAGGAUGUUUAUACACCUCAUCCAAGAGGUUCAAAAACAUUACAGAAGACUGCAGAUAGAGCUGGAACACAAAGCAAAGUUUCAACAGGUGGGAAAGUGACCAGCAAAUACUUGAAUUCUGUUACCUCAAGACCAGAUUCUGUGAGAGAACACAAUUUGGCUGAAGAUGGGAAAUCUGAUAGCCCAACGAAAAUAAAAAAGUCUGUCCGGUUUGUUUCAGAUUUAAAUAUAGACAAGGAAAAUAACACAGAGAUCAGCAGUGAAGAAGUUGAAAGCUCUACUGAUGCUUUUGUUGAACCUGCAGCUGUCAAUGGUAGUGUAAUGACAGCAGAUAUGGCAACUUUUGAAUCAGGAAUAGAAAUAGAGGAACCACCUGUGGAAGGUUUAAUGGACAAAUUGCAUCAUCCAUACAGCCAUGAUUCUGUUGGACAUCCCAAAGCUUUAGAUGGACAAAUGCAGGAUCCUUUCCUUCCGACUGUAGGAAAGCAGGAAAGUAAAAAAACAAAAGCAAAUGAGGCAAAUAUGAGUGAGAUGGAAACAAUUCUGAAUCUUGAUGAACUGCAGAUAAAUGACAUCCCAGCAUGUGGUAAAGAAACAUUUAAACCAGGUAGUGAAUCAUGUGAUUUGGAGCAGGUUGAUGAGAUAGAGAAGAAAGAGGUGGUUAUUGAAAGUAAUGCCAAGGCUGUAACCUCCAAAAAUCAAGAACCCACAGAUAUUACUACGGUUGAAUCUAAAGUCCCUGACAUGUUGGAUAUGCCUCCAAAAUCUGAUGAUAAAAGCAACACAAAGGUUGCUGACAAAAAGGCCAUGGAUAAAGGGAAUAAAGGGUCUUGGUCUAAAGGUAAAAGCCCUCUUUCCAAACUCUUCACAUCUGGUCCAAGUAGGAAAGAGAACAAAAGUGAGACAAAAAUGGAAAGCAAAAGAUCCGAUAUCAAACCUAGAAAUUUACUGGGCAGACUCUUUUCAUCCUCUGAAAUAGAUUUAGAAAUAAAGAAAACACCAGAAAUCAAACCUGAAAAUACAUGCGAGGAGCCAGAGAAAACCGGAGUGACAGUAGAUGACAUUGCAUUGAUACAAGAAAAUGUUUCUGUAUCUCCACCUUCGACUGAGCCCACCUGUCAAAACACACCUCAAGAGCCCAUAAAACCAACACAAACCCAACUAAGUGAUGCUGCAGAAGAACCAAAUCUAAUUGAGGGCCUUGAAAAUCCCAUCCUAUUGCAUAAUGGAAGCUCUGCUGAUGAGACUGUGCCAUCAAUAAACCUUGAGUCAAUUGAACAACACAAGCCCGCUUCUGUUGGUUUUGAGGAGAUUGAUAUGAAUGAGGCUCUUAGUCCUUCACAAGAACACAUUAAUGUAGAUCUGACCUCUCUAGACUCUUCAAAACCUUACGGUCUGGAGGAGAGCCUCAACUCCUCUUUGCCUCAGAAUGAAGAUACCACUGGUUUUCUUGAUUCAUCUGAUGCAUUUACAUCUCAAGUUGCGGGCCCCAACACAGAUGCCAUGGCUUUUUCAGGUUCAGAUACACUUGAUUAUACACACAGUGACACAUUGACAGACAUUAUGGAUUUGGAAACUCCGUCAGUAGAUACAGGGAGCUCCAUUAUUCAAAAAGACCCAUUUGGAGAAGAAGCUCAGGGAGAAAGUGGAGAUAUGACAUCAAGUCCUUCUGUGAAUUUUAAUCAAAAGGCUCUUGAUAUUUUUGGUUCGUCAGAGUCAAAUAUUGAGGCAAACUCAUAUGGUUUUGGAAACACCUUAACUGAAGUCAAUAAAAAUGAAGCGGUUGUUUCCUCAGAAAUGACCGAUGAUCCCUUUGGAAUGAACAAUGCACCAGUCCAAACAAUGGAUAUCUUUGGAGGCGACAAUAUGCUCACUGUCUUUGAUCAAUCGUCCACUAAUAGUUUCUUUGAUAUUAUGACAAACAGUGAGACUCAAAGUCAAAACCCUUUUGAGGGAAUAACAGAUGGUCAACUGGCACCAAAUGGAGUUUUUGACUUUAUAAGUUCUGAAGGUGACCCAUCAACACUAUCAGUUACUUCCAAUGUGUUCGAACAGAAAAGCUCUGACCUUGAACAGGAAAAUCUAAUUCAAAGUGAGGUUAAUAAUCUUUUCAAUAGUAAAGGCAAUCAAUCAAGCUCUAAUGUGCCUGAUCAAAACCUUUCUGGCCAAGAGCUAAUUGAGUCAUCUCAAAUGGAAGCUUUUGAUUUCUUCAGCUCUGAGAAAGAUCCAUCUACAGCUGCAUUCAGUCACAUGAGUGCUGAUCCUUUCCCAAUUGACAUCUUUGCAAGUGUUAUGGACAGCACAGCCACAAAUACAUUCAGUGUAGAAACAACGCAAAGAACUGUAAACCCAUUUGACGAUUUCACUGGGUUAGAGAGUCACGGUGAGGCUGCAGAGACUAAAGUGAGCAACUUAUUUCCAGAUGACAUAUUUUCAUCCGUUCCUGCCAUGUCUCCAGUACAGGAUACCCUCUCCAUACUAAAUCCAACAAACCCUGACACCAGUGCUGUGCUGCAGCAAAAGCCUGAAAAUGACUGGAUGUCUGACUUUUUGGGGUAGUGUCAGUGCCAUUGUUCAUUACACACACAAAAAAGAUUCAAAUCUUACAUUUAAAUAAGCAGGUAUAUUGAUUUGCCUUUGCUGUACUAUUCUGUAC
Sinocyclocheilus rhinocerous is the source of this 3392-nucleotide messenger RNA. RefSeq lists its product as uncharacterized. The record is from RefSeq and is a predicted model, not a curated record. The transcript is spliced from 2 exons. NCBI's taxonomy places the organism in Eukaryota, Metazoa, Chordata, Actinopteri, Cypriniformes, Cyprinidae. The coding region runs from base 92 to 3295 and encodes 1067 amino acids.